CAGGCCUUGUAAAAAAGCAUUUGAAAAUGAGGUUAAGGGAUAUUGUAUAUUCUCAGUGAAACCUCUGCUUAAUUGAGGUGGCACAGAGAAGUAAACUGAGAAGUAAGCCACCCAAUUUAAAUAACAAGGCAAGCAUGAGCAAGAUGUUUUUGGAAAGUGUUGGGGAUCACUGGCAAAAUAGAUUGAAAGAAUGAAAUUAGUGGAAAGAAACUGCCUUGAUGAGCAGUGUGAAAAUUGAUGUGGGAGGGAAUGGAAAAGAAAAUGUGUCAGUGUAGUUUGAGAGGUACUAAAAUUGCUAGAGGAGCUGGAGAGCAGAGCCUGGAAUGAGCUAAAUACAGGAGCAGCAGCGGGGCUGUGUGGGAGGCUUGGAAGAGGAGGGAGAGAUCUGAUGAGCAGGGCUCAGAAUUGCGGUUGGUGUGGGGGGCUGUGAGACUGACUGAGGAGAUUAAGGGAGGAGUUUGGCAGGGGGAGCCAGCAAAGACCUGGCUCGUGCAUGGGGAAGACUGAACACCGGCAUCAGGGUGAGAUCUGACGGGUAUCUGGGAAACUGGAAAACAGGAUUUGCUGGGCAAACUGACAGGGAACGAUAUGAGGAUGCCUUUUGGAGGGAAGCCUACUUGCUGAGACUCCAGUUGCUUGCCUCUCCUUCCUUCCUGUCCAUCCAUAAUGAGUUCGAUGGGAAUGGCGAGCCUGUGAAUUUGGAGAUUUUUCCUGCCUUCCACGGGGCUGCUCUACUGGUACCUUUUUUCACCUCUGGCUUCAAAUGUAUCAGGAACACACGUUGUCCUUAGAUGUUUUACAUCACUGAAGACCUUGUGUUACACAGAACCCCAUACUGGGAUCUUCCAUCAGAAAACACUUUGAGAAGUAGCCUUUGGACUUCACCUUCAGGUAGCAGCUUCUCUGAAUUGUCACAUUGUCCUCACUCACUUCUUGAUGGAGCAUGAUAGCUAUUACAGCCAGUCUGCAUUUUGAAGAUUUCCAAGUGGUCCAGACAGAUUUAGUCUGUCACUUCGGAGCUCAUUCUAUUCAUCCUUAUUGUCUGGCCAUUCUCCUAAAUAAGGAUUCUUUUGCUUAUACAAAUAUGCUUAAAUGUCUUAGAGGAGUUGUCUACUGUGUUUGACGAGCUUCUUGCCUCAAGGAGGUUGCUCUCUUCCAUUUGCCUCUGGUAACUCACUGACAUGUUUCAACGCGAAAUGUGUCUUCUGGCAGAUCCUAUGUCCUAUAACUGUUGUUUAACAUCUAUACAUGAUAAAAAUAUCUAAAUAUGGUAAAUUUUCUGAUUCCUGAGACAGGUAUGAUAACAACUACCCUGAGGUGACAGUAUAUCAGGUAACUAAAGCCCAACCUUUUUCUCCUAAGCAUACACUAAGAAGGAGUCCUUGUACAGAAUUAUUUAGUCUGAUUUAUUUUAGUUGCUACGUGGUGUGAAAUUGUAGAUGUGGUCUUUAAACCACUUCUGGGGGGAAAAAAAAAGAUCACUCUGUCUCGGACCUGGUAAGAUCAAUGACCAAUCUGACUGACUUCAGCAGGCUUUGAAGAGUGCUUGAUACACAAGAAAUCAGUAGAUCACAAGGUCACAUGGUAAACGGAGAAAUGACAUACAGUGAAGAAAAGGUCAAAGAUCAACACCUAUAUUUUCUUGUUGUCUACACAAUGGUCUUUUGCAGAUAAGAAAAUGCAAAAAUAUUGGCUAAAUGCCAUAGUGUGUAAAAAUACUGUGUUCAUUUGAAUGAAUAUUGUAACAGUUUAAUGUAGACACAAGUAUAUAGUUAAAAUAUGCAAGUGCAGAUUUGUUCAUGUUGAUGUAUAGAGGGUGGAGAUAGUGAACAGUUAUCCUUCAUUUCUAAGGUCAUGCUUACACUAAGAGAGAAUUAAUGAUUAGUAAUGCUGCUAACUGUAUGAGUCUGAAGAUAAUCCUGAUAUUGAUGUGUGAUACAAUAAUCACCCCUCAGCCCUGAAAGAGUCUCUGUGUGCAAGUGCAUUUUCAGUGCUAUAACAAUCUACUAUUAUACCACUAGUAGAUGAGCCUACUGCUGUCUCGGAGCACACAGGAAACCCAUUUCCAUUUUGGCAGCUGGGGUUUAUGUACAUCAACACUGCAGGGGGGACCCCAAAUAACUUCCAGAGUGGUCCUGCUGCAUCUUUGUAAAACAAAAAAACCUGAAGUCAUAGCCUCAAGAAAUCAGAAAGGCAGAUUUCCAGUUUAGAGAUUACAUCGCCCUCCAUCAUUUGAAAAGAAUAUGAACCAGAAGGCAUUAGUUUUCCUUCUCCCAAAUUUUAUUUUUGGGAUAAUUAUUUUUGGAUUUUUCUCCAUGAGACAAAAAAAUCUAAUGGAUUCUUUUCAUGUUCCCACUGAAGACUGGCUGUCAAUUCAAAAUGAUCGCAAAAACACACUGGCUUCUGUCUGCCAGAAGAACAACCUUCUUAAACUAAGAAGCAAAUUGGAUUCUCGUGUCGCAAGCCAGCUCUUUGUGGAGCACAAACAUAAACUUACCUACUGUGAGGUGCCCAAGGUAGGCUGCUCCAACUGGAAGAGAACCAUUUUCAUUCUCCAAGCAGGCUUGGAAGUGGAAGCUUCUGAAAUUGAGCAUGACCACAUCCACCAGACCUCACUGAUCAAAAGGCUGGCUGCUUACCCUCCCCCUAUACAAGAGGAAUUUCUGAACAAUUACACCAAAGUGAUGUUCACCAGACAUCCCUUGGAACGGCUGGUUUCAGCUUACAGAGACAAGCUUCUGCACUCUGAGCCAUACUAUAGUACCACUGUUGCUAAUGAGAUUAGGGCAAUGUUCAGGAAAAACAAAAAUUCUUCUGAAAAAGUGAGUUUCCAGGAGUUUGUCAGCUUCAUUAUAGCAAAACCAAUGAAUACUCUUGACAUUCACUGGAAACCAAUGUUUCUUCUCUGUGAUCCUUGCAACAUUCACUAUGAUAUUCUGGGCAAGUAUGAAACUCUUGGGUUAGAUUCUGAGCACGUUCUGAAGGCAAUUGGUGCACCAGAGAGCCUGCAGUACCCCAGCCUGAAGAGGUAUGGCUCAGAGAAACGAACUAGUGGUGAUAUCACCUUGGAAUACCUCCGACAGUUGAGCUCAGAACAAACUGAGAAGAUCAAAAAAUUGUAUGAAAUGGAUUUUCUCUUGUUUAACUAUACUAUGAAAUAUGAGGAUUAUUUUUCUCUGAAAAGCUAAUGUAGGUUAAACAAAGAAGAACAUUUUCGUUUGUACAAAAUGGGCUGAACUUGUCCUCACGGGUACUUGAUAGAUGGGUUUACUGCUGUUUUAUUCAUCCUAAGCACUCUUGUAACAAAUCCCUGCCAUGAUCCAUAGUACAGUGAUUCACCUAUACGAAGAGAUUUUCUUUCUGUUGAUCAUUAUUGGGAUAUGUUUGCUUCAUGAAGACUUAUAAUGAAGGCUUAUAAAUGAUAGACUUUGGUAUGUUGGUAAGAGAAAGGAGAAGAAUGAAG
Molecule: messenger RNA, 3463 nt
Organism: Cygnus olor (mute swan)
Lineage: Eukaryota; Metazoa; Chordata; Aves; Anseriformes; Anatidae
Product: carbohydrate sulfotransferase 8-like
Exons: 7
Coding region: 2244-3188 (314 amino acids)
Biological process (GO): proteoglycan biosynthetic process; carbohydrate biosynthetic process
Cellular component (GO): membrane
Molecular function (GO): sulfotransferase activity
Source: RefSeq, a predicted model, not a curated record